This is a messenger RNA of Bipolaris victoriae FI3, 1728 nucleotides long. RefSeq lists its product as hypothetical. Lineage: Eukaryota; Fungi; Ascomycota; Dothideomycetes; Pleosporales; Pleosporaceae. The record is from RefSeq and is a predicted model, not a curated record. The annotation marks the transcript as partial. The transcript is spliced from 4 exons.
GUGCAGGCCAUGUUCAUGCGCCUGCGCGGCCAUACCUGCAAACACUGUCUAGCCAUUGACGAGGCCCACUACAAGAGACACCAAGAUAUUGCUGAGCAGCUGCACGCUAUCUACGAGAGCUGCGGCGAGGUCGAUUGGACUAUAGUUCCAUCCGCACCCAACAUUGCGGCUGAAGAGACACCGAGAGAUACCAACAACUCGUGUGACUAUGGUACCGAGGAUGACCGCGUAGCCGUGAUUGCAGGCAUACUGCCGUCAAAGCGCGAGAAGAAGGACGCAAAGCGUCUGAUGAGAGCAGCCAGUAGGUCAAGAGUGAUCACCCAGGAAGAGAUUCAAUACAUCGAUUCCAUCAUCCACUCUACCGACGGAAUGUCUAGCAAUGAAACUGAAGGGCCGCGCAACCCUGAAGAGGUUGAUGAGAUUGAGAAGCAGCUUCGCUAUCAUGCGCAGGUAUACAAUGCACGAGGAAACCGCGACCGACUUGGAAGUCUCACAGACAAUUCCGGCAAGAUGCAAGAAACGGGAUUUGACGCCGAGAUGGACCGCAUCCUGAACAUCUUUCACAUCACCAGGCUACUCAAACGUAACACCAACACAAGAGGUCUGCAUGGAAAAGAGCUGGAAAGCUUGCUCACUCUUGUCAAUGUCUUAGAAUUGGCUAUAACUGAAGACAUUGUGCAAGCCAAGAGAGAUAUUGCGGAAGUGCGCAUGCGACGAGCGGGCUAUCUACGAUACGUCAACAGAGCUUCGUAUGAGAUUUUAGCGGACAGAUAUUCCACAAAAAGCUGGAAAAUGGGUGGGAAAUCAGCGACAAUUGCAGUCAAUCCGAGUGUCAUGAAAAUCCCAGCCACGGAAAGCAAUGUGUCAUCAAGAUCCUACUCCUGGUCGAGCGCCUGUUUCACUCAUGUGAAGAAGACAGUUAUUCCAUCAUCCUCAGAUGGCUGGAUCACUACUACCGAUGGUACAAGGUCGAAAGCACCCGCUCUUAGGCUGCCUGUCUGGGAUGAUUUCUCAAGCCAGCAGUCUCAGCUCGCUCGGCCCCCAUUGCACACAGAAAUAUCACCCUUGGACCAGUGUUCUGCGAAUCGCGACUCUUUUGAUGAACCUCUCUCUAAUGCCCCGGCUGUCAAGGGUUCUUUAGCCCCAUUAUCUAAAGGACCAGAGACUUUCGCCACAGAACCAGUAGAGAAAGCUGCCACCCAGCAUUUUAUAGUUUCACAAAAGAAGAAAUCCAAGAAACUACGCGAGGCGAAUCGCAAGGCUAGGAAACUUGGCAUGAUGAGAGACACUGAAGCUUCCAUCGCCAGCAAAGGAGCGAACAACCAAGUCAUCGAAGCUGCUGAUACAUCACUCUGUGGCAUUUCAACAGUGUUGGAAGCUGGCAGUCAGAACUCCGACACGGAAGAAAUUUCACUGGCAUUGCCCAUUCAAGAUGUAGUCAGUGUUGGCUAUGAUAUGAUUCAGACAUCAAAGAAUACCGGAUCUGCCACAGCGUCCCUUCAGGAUGUAUCAAACAACCUCCCCACUGGACCCUUGCCAGUCACAACGCAUGGGAAGCAAUCACAUUGGAGAAGUUUUGUACUCAAGUUCACUGCAGAUCAAUUGACAAAUCCUUGCCUGCCAUUGUGGGGUGGCUGCUCAUACGAAUCUUGGUGCAUUUUCGAGAAGAACCAUAUCUUGGACUGCCCAUUCCACCCGCCUCGUACGUGCAGUCUAGUUACUUCCUAG